Molecule: messenger RNA, 2155 nt
Organism: Gavialis gangeticus (Gharial)
Lineage: Eukaryota; Metazoa; Chordata; Crocodylia; Gavialidae
Gene: NUP88
Product: nucleoporin 88
Exons: 17
Coding region: 16-1983 (655 amino acids)
Biological process (GO): protein import into nucleus; ribosomal large subunit export from nucleus; ribosomal small subunit export from nucleus
Cellular component (GO): nuclear pore
Molecular function (GO): structural constituent of nuclear pore
Source: RefSeq, a predicted model, not a curated record
GCUCCUGGGAAACAAAUGUCCCAGCUCGCGCCCGGCUCUGACGUGAACUCGACGCUGGUCUGCAUCAACCCGCCCCUCUUCGAUGUCUUUCAAACGCUGCUCAGCCCCACGCAGCACCAUGUGGCUCUUGUCGGCCCCAAGGGAAUGAUGGUCCUGGAGCUGCCCAAGCGCUGGGGGAAGAACUCUGAAUUUGAAGGGGGGAAAGCCACGGUCAACUGCAGCACCGUUCCUAUUGCUGAAAGGUUCUUCACUAGCUCAGCAUCCCUCACUUUAAAAUAUGCUGCCUGGUAUCCCAGCGAGUCAUUGGAGCCUCAUGUUGUGCUGUUGACUUCAGAUAACACUAUAAGGAUUUAUAGUCUGAAAGUGCCUCAGACACCUGUGAAGGUGAUUGCUCUUUCAGAGGCUGAGGAGGAGACCUCGGUAGUCAAUAAAGGGAGAGCCUAUAGAGCAUCACUGGGAGAGACUGCAGUGGCGUUUGAUUUUGGGCCAAUUACAUCUGUUCCAAAGAAUGUGGUUGGGCCACGAGGGAAAGAGGAAGUGUUGGCAUAUCCCUUGUACAUAUUGUAUGAAAAUGGGGAGACCUUCCUUACAUACGUUAACCUCCUACAAAGCUCUGGAAACCUUGGUAAGCUGUUGGGUCCACUGCCCAUGCACCCGGCAGCUGAAGACAACUAUGGCUAUGACGCAUGUGCUGUUCUCUGCCUGCCCUGUGUGCCCAACAUCUUGGUGAUCGCUACUGAAUCAGGGAUGCUCUAUCACUGUGUGGUGCUGGAGGGAGAAGAGGACGAUGAGCAGACAUCGGAAAAGUCUUGGGACCCAAGAUCUGACCUGAUCCCUUCUCUGUACGUGUUUGAAUGCGUUGAGUUGGAACUUGCACUGAAACUGGCGUCGGGGGAAGAGGAGGAGCCUGUGGAAUCGGAUUUCUCUUGCCCAAUUAAACUACACAGAGAUCCCAAAUGCCCCAGUAGGUACCACUGCACACAUGAAGCUGGGGUGCACAGUGUUGGGCUAACCUGGAUUAAUAAACUUCACAAAUUCCUUGGCUCUGAUGAAGAAGAUAAAGACAGUUUACUAGAACUUGGAGCAGAACAGAAGUGCUUUGUAGAGCACAUUCUCUGCACAAAGCCAUUGCCAUGCAGGCAGCCUGCUCCAAUUAGAGGAUUCUGGAUAGUCUCUGACAUCUUGGGGCCUACAAUGAUCUGCAUCACCAGCACCUAUGAAUGCAUCACGAGGCCUCUUCUAAGCACAGUCCAUCCAGCAUCCCCACCGCUGCUCUGCACCCGGGAGGACAACGAACCAACAGUCUCGCCUCUCCGCAUCCUGGCAGAAUCACACCAUUCAUUUGAGGAGCACAUCCAAAGCAUCUUGCAGCGGAGCGCUGCCAACCCAUUGCUUUUGAAAUCUGCUGAUAAAGAUGCAGCUCCUCCCCCAGAAGAAUGCCUGCAGCUCCUCAGCAGAGCCAUCCAGGUUUUCAGGGAAGAAUACAUACUGAAGCAGGAUCUGGCAAAGGAAGAGAUCCAGCAGAGAGUGAAGUUACUGUGGGCCCAGAAAAAGAAACAACUGGAAGAUCUUAAUUACUGUCGAGAGGAAAGGAAAAGUCUGCGGGAAAUGGCCGAACGCUUGGCUGACAAGUAUGAAGAAGCCAAAGAAAAACAAGAAGAUAUUAUGAACAGGAUGAAGAAAGUGCUACGUAGUUUUCACACUCAGCUUCCAGUUUUGUCAGACAGCGAGAAGGAGAUGAAGAAAGAAUUGCAGGCAAUACAUGAUCAGCUGCAGCAGUUGGGAAGUGCUAUCAAACAGGUGAAAAUGAAAAAGGAUUACCAGCAAAGAAAGAUGGAAAAGGGGACCAGUCCACGACAACCUAGUAUCACCCUCAGUGCCUACCAGAGUAAAUGCAUCCAGUCUAUUCUGAAAGAAGAGGGAGAGCACAUAAGAGAAAUGGUGAAACAGAUCAAUGACAUCAGAAGCCAUGUGAAUUUCUAGUGGGCCAAUAAGCAGUCCCACAGCAGAAAGCCUGAAGAGUUUUAGUUUUGAGCUGUCUUGGCUCCUACUAUUCCUUGCUAUGUCAAUUUCUCAUUAUUUAACAAGUGUUAUAUACCAGGUUUUACUCAUUUUGUAAAGACUGAUAUUGAAUAAAAUGCUUUUGAUAAGAUUC